CAAGCUUCUUCGAGAAGUCGAGAGCAUGAAUUCGGAAGAAAUUAUUACCAGAUGGAAUUCAGUAACGAAGAGCAACAAGUAGAUUUAUCAAAUACAUAAGUUCUCGAGUAAAAUCUGCAACUAUCUCUUCAUCUAUGGGAGAUGACGAAUUUUUUCUCGGGAGCUUUUUUCCAGCUCUCAAUCUACUCGAAAAAAAUACUCUUAUCAAAAAUUUCGCUAUCUGUCUUGGAUUCGCUGAUAUUAGCGCAAUAAUCGACUAGGAAAAUUGUGCGAUUCGUUACUUUGUAUUUGAAAAUUACUUGAAUUGUAGAAUUCUUCUCGGAUUUCUUCAUCAUUUAUUUUUUCUAGUGGUGGAGAAAAGUCAGUGUCACGCUGAGCUCGUAUGUGUGGGAGGGAGAGUGCGUUGAAAAAAUAGAGGCAGAUAGUCAGAAGCCGUCAAGAGAACCAGUCGAGACUUCUCUUGGUUUACGAUUUUUUAGAGUUCGGUUUUGAUAUUCUCAAUCGUUUUUCGUGUUUUUGAUGAUGAAGUUGAUUUUUGUGGCCACGGUGAUGCUCCUAGGGCUUGUGAUGAGCGAAGAACUGAGUUAUGAAUUUUCGAGGGUGAGGAAGAGGCAGAAUGCUGAUUCCUUCGAACAGUGCACUCCUGUUAAGUUUCUGAUGGGACAGCUGGGAGUUGUUAAUGUUAUAGCGUUUCUCGAUAAUUCUUGGCCGUAUAGUCAUAAACAAGCAUCUAUGUUGAAACUCCUGAAAGAUCGGCUGGAGCGAUCGGGACUCCCUGAGGCCCUCUUCUUCGUCAUAACAUCAAACUCCCCAGAGAAUCCCUUUGAGGACAUCUCCGAGGAGGAAAUCGAGAGAGAGGCGUGGGACGGAGUGGCUCCAGAAGAAGCUAUGGAGCUCUCCUCAGGGCUCUUCCCCCCUGAACCUCUGGAGAAGACACUAUCCCCGGAUAUUUUUCUGGUGGAGGACAGCGAGGAACUCGGGAUAUGGAAGGAGCUUCACGGGUCCAGGGACCAGAUCCUGGUGAUCGACAGGUGUGGAAAACUCGCGUACCAGGUGAUCGUCCCCUGGAGCAUCCUCCACUUUCCCUACGUCAAGGCCGCGAUCUUGUCGACCCACAAAGAUGAUCCCUGUGGGCCCUGCGAUGCUUAUGCCACUGUUGUCGAGCUGGAGAACACGUUAGCAGGUGUCACAGAUGUUAACACAGAAACCGUAACGAUUUCGCCCGAAUUAAUCCCGGAAAAUGUAUUUCCCCCCGAAGAAGUCGUCGAAGAGCUAGUGCUUCCCAGUCUGCGGAUCAUCAUGCACGCGCCUCACUAUCACCCUGGCUCGGAAAAGUUGAACGAGUACGUGGUCUUGAACGCCGAUAAAGCAGUUUACCAUGGACACCUGGAGGAAGAGACGAGUGAGAUGACAAUCAAGCCCUCAGAGCUGGCGAGUCUCGUCUUCGAGAGUGACGAGAGUCCAGGGCUGUACGGCGAGGUCGCUGAUUUCUGGAGGGACGGGGGUGAGGAGAAGAUUGAUGAAAUCGUGUCCUCAGGUGAUGGAGGCAGUGGAAUUAUACCACCUGCUCCAGGAGAUCUCAUGGAUGAGGCGGUGACGAGUGUCGCGGAAUUCACGGUUGAAGAAGAAGCCUCCAGGAGUAGAUUAAUUGCUCAUUACAGCAAAUUACUUCCUUGGAUUUAUUACAUCCUGGAUGAAUGAUCCUCGAUAAAAUCAAUUAAUUA
Messenger RNA from Fopius arisanus, 1724 nucleotides. RefSeq lists its product as uncharacterized. Gene Ontology annotation, biological process: selenium compound metabolic process. Gene Ontology annotation, molecular function: selenium binding. Gene Ontology annotation, cellular component: extracellular region. The coding region runs from base 520 to 1701 and encodes 393 amino acids. The record is from RefSeq and is a predicted model, not a curated record. The transcript is spliced from 3 exons. Lineage: Eukaryota; Metazoa; Arthropoda; Insecta; Hymenoptera; Braconidae.